AUGGGGGUGCGCCUUGCAUUGCUGGCGCCUGUUGUGCUCAUCUGGGGCCUGAUUGAAGAACCAGUACCAGACUAUCGCGUAAACAGUGUGCAUUGUGUGCGCGGGGCGCAGGUGGAGAGCGGGCGGUACUCGGGGCGCGGCGACUUCGCGGUGGUGGUGCAGCCCUUCAUGCGGCUGUUCAACCUGCCCCCCGCCGCGCGCCCGCCCCUCGCGCGCGUCAUCCACCAGUCCUACAUCACGCACGACUGCUUCCACUUCUCGCAGAAGGGGCACGCGCUCGCGGCGAAUCUUCUGUGGAACAAUCUCCUAGAGCCAGUGGGCAACAAGUCGUCUAACGCGCGGCCAGUGCUCAUGGACUCAUUCCGGUGUCCGACGAGAAACGCACCGUUCAUUUUCACUGAACAAAACUCGAAGAAAUACUUAGAGACUGGUGUCCAAGACGGAGCUUAUGACACGUCGGAGAGGGUCAAUCGCAGGCAGGAUAUCGUGUAUAGGAUGGCAGCGGAAGAUAGAAAACCAAAGGUCGCAUCCUAA
This is a messenger RNA of Diatraea saccharalis (sugarcane borer), 534 nucleotides long. The record is from the annotation of a GenBank genome assembly. NCBI's taxonomy places the organism in Eukaryota, Metazoa, Arthropoda, Insecta, Lepidoptera, Crambidae.